GGCUUGUAUGGUUUAGUGGGUGGGAUGAAAUGAGGAAAAACUUUGUUCAGUGUUAUUAGGACUUGUUACGCCUGGUUAAUGCAACAGGGAAGAUGUCUGACUUUAGUUAGUGAGGAGGUCUCGAAGAGGAUGUCAGGAAAUGCUGGAAGGGCAGGAGACAUCUCCCAGACAACACAUAAACAAUGAAACCGAGUCUGUAGUAACACGUUCGUUUUGCUUUGCACUCUGGCCAUUUCUUUCAUUUGAUCAGCAGUUCCUGUCCUGAGGAGACUUGGAGUUGUUCAAGAACCUGUGUUUGAACAGUGACCCAGCUACAUGGCGAGAAUGCAGAAACAGCAUUCACCGCAUACCAAGAGGGACAACUCCUGUAGGACUUCAAGGAGCUAUGAGCAGCCAACUAUUGCCUCCAAAUCUCGUUCUCCAUCACCUUAUACAAGGAGACGUAUGUGUGAGCUGUCACAGGAUGCUAAGCAGAGACUGGCCCAUUUAAACUUGGGACCCUAUGAAUUUAAGAAGGAAACCAAUACCAAGCCUCCGUUUGUUGUCAAACAUGUUGACCCUGGUAGUCCUUGUCUAAACACAACACCUACAUCUUGUAUCCUCAAAGGAAGUAUUAAUGUAGAAGAAUGGUCCAGAGUUUGCACUGGCAAUUCAUUACUUGGCAGCUACAAACCUAAGGACUCCAAAUUUACCAAACACCAGUAUAGAGAUGAUCUUGAGGGUUCUCUGGACAGUUUAGAGGACCAUCUGUUCUCAGAGCCAGCUGGCAGGAUGUUCCAUUCAACUAGAUUGUCUCAGUCUGCAUCAUCUGUGCAGAAGCAUCCACCAAGCCCCAUCCUAAAGCGCUCUUCUCUAAGAGAAAGGUUUCAGUCUGAUCAGAGAGCAUCAGCAAACUGGGAGGAAAUCCACACAAGAGUCAAAAACAUGCUUAGGACUCACAGCGGCAGACAACGUUUACAUUCUGAGAAAACUGUGUCAUGGCAAGAUGAAUCUCACAAAUGUAAUACAGAGCAUGAUGACACUUUAGGUAUCAGUGAUCUGAAGGACAGGCCUUCAUUUUAUCCAGAAAAUUCAGUUCAUCUACACAAUGGGGAGUUCUGGUCAAACAAAGCAGCUUUGUAUCGAGGAAAGAGUCACAGAUCUGUGUUUGAAGAAAGCCUAGAUAAAAUAUACAAGAACAUGUACAGAAAAGCCUCUGAAGGAAAUAUAUAUAGGAAGUCUUACAGUUCUUAAUACAUUUUUAAAGCUACAAAUCUAACAUAUAGGUCUCACUAGGUCGCACCACUUGGCGUAGUAUAAAUUAAAAAAACAAUAGUUAUUUAUGAACCCAGACAUAGGGGUAAAAAAGACCCAGCUUGUAUGCAAGAAUCUUUCACAUAUUUCUCAUUUUCCACACUUGCAAGACAUCUAUGCAUCCCCUUUAGCUUAGUAAGUCAUAUGCAAGAGUAAUAGCGGUAGAAGGAAUUGCAAAAAAUAUAUUUACCCCUUGGUGGAAAUCUCACAUUUUCUUUAGUAUUAUAUAGGGUGUUGUUGUAUACCAUUUCCAUUCAGCUUUAGGAACCAAAAGGUAUGCCUCCAUUCCAAAACCAUUUUUGUCCUAUAAUGUGAAAAAUCAUUAGAAACCAGUGUUUCCCUUAAACUGUUUGUAAAUACCAAAACACCUGCAAACUGUUCACUAGGACACACAAUCACUUUUUUUAAUAUUAAAACAAACAUAUGUGAUGAAAUAUAUGCCGUACACUAUUGUUAUUUUACACCAUUUAUUAUAAAUUUAAAAUUGAUAAGUAGUUUUCUAUAUCCUAAACAUGUAUCUGUAAACAUGUGUAAAUGCUUACAGAGUAAUAUUUUUUAUUAAAAGGGUUCUAACAAGA
Molecule: messenger RNA, 1871 nt
Organism: Xenopus laevis (African clawed frog)
Lineage: Eukaryota; Metazoa; Chordata; Amphibia; Anura; Pipidae
Gene: spata6.L
Product: spermatogenesis-associated protein 6
Exons: 10
Coding region: 316-1233 (305 amino acids)
Source: RefSeq, a predicted model, not a curated record